AAACGCUAUAUAACCCCUCUAAUCAUUUCGGUGCAACUCUGACCCAAUGUGGUGUCAUUUUGUUCGAGGUGCCGUUAACUGAUUGGUCAUGUUUGAAUUGCGUGUGUUAUCCCAGAUCGCUUAGCGCUGCGAGAGAAGAAAUGGUUGUUCCGUAGAGAUCAGGUUUGAGUUUUUUUCUCGGGGGGCGUGAAGGCGCCCAUCACGGAUCUGGCCUGAUCUACGUUCUGCACAGAAAGUUAAUCCUUCAGUUUAGUUCAUAUGCAAUUUGGUGAUCAUCAGUGACUCCUGAAAGAUGGUUAAUGUCUUAAAAGGAGUUCUUAUUGAAUGUGACCCGGCCAUGAAACAAUUCUUGCUGUACUUGGAUGAUACAAAUGCUCUGGGGAAAAAAUUUGUAAUUCAAGAUCUGGAUGAAACUCAUCUGUUUGUCCUGGCUGAGGUAGUCCAUAUCUUACAAGAAAAAGUUGGAGACUUAAUGGAUCAAAACUCAUUUCCAUUAAUGCAGAAGUAAAUUGGUCAAGAUUCCUAUUUUAAUGUAUCGGACUAAUUGAUCAGCUGUUACAAGAAAAAAGUGGAUAAGAGUAUAACAGAACAACUGUUAUGUAAGAGUUUUAUUUUCUGGAUAAACAUUGUUUUGGUAUUAAAAAGCAUUUCUGUAA
Molecule: messenger RNA, 656 nt
Organism: Stegostoma tigrinum
Lineage: Eukaryota; Metazoa; Chordata; Chondrichthyes; Orectolobiformes; Stegostomatidae
Gene: gtf2h5
Product: general transcription factor IIH, polypeptide 5
Exons: 4
Coding region: 293-508 (71 amino acids)
Biological process (GO): transcription by RNA polymerase II; nucleotide-excision repair, preincision complex assembly; nucleotide-excision repair
Cellular component (GO): transcription factor TFIIH holo complex; transcription factor TFIIH core complex
Source: RefSeq, a predicted model, not a curated record